This is a messenger RNA of Colossoma macropomum (tambaqui), 1620 nucleotides long. Its product is annotated as potassium voltage-gated channel subfamily V member 2. Gene Ontology annotation, molecular function: delayed rectifier potassium channel activity. Gene Ontology annotation, cellular component: membrane; voltage-gated potassium channel complex. Lineage: Eukaryota; Metazoa; Chordata; Actinopteri; Characiformes; Serrasalmidae. Gene Ontology annotation, biological process: protein homooligomerization; potassium ion transmembrane transport. The record is from RefSeq and is a predicted model, not a curated record. Bases 1 to 1620 code for a protein of 539 amino acids. The transcript is spliced from 2 exons.
AUGAACCAACCGAGGAGACAAUUAAAAAAGCUGAAAAAGAGGCGCUCGAGCCUUUUCGCCAGUCUGAAACUCAACGACAGCUUCUCACAGAGCAUAGAUGAAAAGGACAGUGCAUUUCCUUUCUCACAGGACAGCUUGGUUAAACCUUGGACAUCGAUGGACAACCUGGACAGUCCAGCACCCAAAGCAGACGACUCCAAAAUUAAAAAUAAAGAGAAGAAAGGUAACGACAAAGAAGCACAGAGGGUUCCACACAGACACUCCAGUAUGAUAAACCUGAACGUAGGCGGAAAAGUCUUCAAUCUUCCCAAACAUCUGGCUAUCAAAUAUCCCAAAUCCAGAAUAGGCUCUUUAGCCCUCUGCACAGAUCCCGUCAAACAGCUAACGCUCUGCGACGAUUACUGCGUCAUCACUAACGAGUUUUUCUUUGAUCGAGAUCCUACGUUUUUCCACUACAUCUUCCACUUUUACUACAGCAAUGUGCUCUGGGUCAUGGAGAGCCUGUGCCCCAUCAACUUUGAAGAGGAGAUGAAGUUUUGGGGUUUACACUUGCGGGACACGCCUCGCUGCUGCCGAAUUCUCUACGAGGAAAAAGCCGACGAAAUUCGAGACCAGCUGAAGGUCAACAGGGAACUCAUGGCUGAAAUUGAGCCCAUUCACAACGAAGAGGGCUUCAAGACCAUGUUUUUGGGCGGAUUUCGGAAGACCCUCUGGGAUCUGAUGGAAAACCCGUAUUCCUCAGUGGCUGCCAAAGCUUUCGCUGUUUUUUCCAGCCUCUUCGUCCUCAUCUCCAUUGUGGCCAUGACUCUGAACACAGUGGGUGAACUGAAAAAUUAUAAAAUGUACGGAAGGACGUACAUGGAGUACAUAGAGAUCGUCUCGAUACUCUUCUUCACUUUUGAAUAUUUCCUUCGUCUGCUGACCACUUGUGACGUAAAGCAUUUCCUGAAAAGCGCCCUGAACUUCGUAGACUUGGUGGCGGUCAUGCCUUAUUUCAUACAGCUGAUGUUUGAGACUUUCGCUGACCAGGAAGACCUCAACGUUCAGGACGACCUCAAGGCGAUGGCGAGAGUGAGCAAGGUCAGCAAAGUGCUAAAAGUGGUCAAACUGAUGAGAAUUUUUCGCAUUCUUAAAUUAGCAAGACACUCCACGGGAAUGCGAGCGUUCGGCUUCACGCUGCGUCAGUGCUUCGAGCAGGUCUGCUGUUUAUUCCUCUUCAUCAUCAUGGGCAUCUUCACCUUCUCCGCUCUGAUGUACUCCGUUGAGCAGGACGUGGAGGGAUCGCCGUUCAGCAGCAUUCCUGACACCUGGUGGUGGGCUGCAGUGAGCAUCUCCACUGUGGGUUAUGGAGACGUGGUGCCCAUCUCGUAUUCCGGGCGAGUGGUAGCGUUCGGCUGCAUUUCGUUUGGAAUUAUUCUGAACGGGAUGCCGAUCUCAAUCCUCUUCAACAAAUUCUCUGACUACUACGCCAAGCUGAAAGCUCAGGAGUACACAAACACCAAAGUGCAGCGCAGUCUGCAGCUCAGGAAACGUCUAAGGAGAAAAUUUGAGACAUGCUUUGAACCCCCCGACGAAGAGCCCACCGAGGAAAUUCACCAAAACCCACAAAAUCACCGCUGA